Molecule: messenger RNA, 789 nt
Organism: Branchiostoma belcheri (Belcher's lancelet)
Lineage: Eukaryota; Metazoa; Chordata; Leptocardii; Amphioxiformes; Branchiostomatidae
Source: the annotation of a RefSeq genome assembly
AUGGCAGGUUAUCAAGUACACCCAUGACAUUUAGUAGAACCAAGUCCCUGGCCUUUAGUAGGAGGCUCGGCGGCGUUUACAUUAACAGUUGGGUUAGUUAUAUGAUUUCAUUAUAAUUCUACUGUACUUCUAGUCUUAGGGCUUAUGUUAGUAGUAGUUACUAUAGUUCAGUGAUGGCGAGAUGUAAUUCGUGAAGCAACGUUUCAAGGUUGUCAUACGUCUUAUGUACUCGCCGGGCUACGGCGGGGAAUAGUGUUAUUUAUUAUUUCUGAAGUCUUUUUUUUCCUUGCGUUCUUUUGGGCAUUUUUUCAUAGUAGUUUAGCGCCAACUGUCGAGUUAGGUGUAACUUGACCUCCAGUUGGGAUUCACCCUUUAAAUGCAUUUGCUGUGCCACUAUUAAACACCGCAGUACUACUGAGAUCAGGGGUAACUGUAACGUGAGCACAUCAUGCUUUGAUAGAGGGAAAACGUAUGGAGGCAAUUCAAGCAUUAAUGUUUACUGUAAUACUGGGGUUAUAUUUUACUGCUCUUCAGGCGUGGGAAUAUUAUGAGGCGCCGUUUACUAUUGCUGAUGGUGUUUAUGGGUCUACAUUUUUUGUAGCAACGGGGUUUCAUGGAUUGCAUGUAAUUAUCGGGUCCACAUUCUUAAUUGUGUGUUUAGGGCGGCAGGUGGUAUAUCAUUAUACAUCUUCACAUCAUUUUGGUUUUGAAGCAGCAGCUUGAUACUGGCAUUUUGUAGAUGUGGUAUGAUUAUUCUUGUAUGUUUGUAUUUAUUGGUGAGGGUCCUAA